AUGGACCUACAUCAAUCUCUUCAACUUUUUAACCAUCAUGCAUUUAGAAGAGACCAACCUCCAGAAGAAUAUUUAGAACUCUCAAAAGCUAUGGUAAAAACUACUAGAGGACUACCCUUGGCUCUUCAAGUUGUAGGUUCAUCUUUAUUCUACAUGGGAAAAUCAACAUGGCAAGGCGCAUUGGAAAAGUUGCAAGGAGUUCCUAAUAAUGAGGUCAUGCAAAGACUGAGAAUAAGUUAUGAUGGAUUAGAAUAUGAGGAGAAACAAAUAUUUCUUGAUACUGCGUGCUUCUUCAUUGGAAUGCACAAGGAUGUUGCAUGCUACAUAUGGGAAGGGUGUAAUUUUUAUCCUAAAAUAGGACUUGAUGUUCUGCAUCUGAGGUCUUUGAUAACAAUUAGUGAAGAUGGUUAUUUGAGGAUGCAUGAUCAGCUCCGGGAUCUUGGAAGGGAAAUCGUUCAUCAGGAAAAUUUUAAUGAACCAUGUGAGUGUAGUAGGAUAUGGUCUCAAGAGGAAGCAUUGAAUGUAUUAGAUACAAAGAUGCUAUCAAGAACACCUGAUCUUUUGGCAAAUAGAUGCUUGGAGAUAUUGAUUCUUACAGGCUGUGAGGAGUUGGUCGACAUUGAUGCAUCUGUUGGUCUUCUUGGGAGGUUAAGAGUUUUCGAUGUUUCGGAAUGCUUUAGAAUUGAAUCAUUCUCAAUUAAGCUUUCAAACCUGACAAAUUUAGAGAUAUUGAGCCUUAAAUUCCCUUGGAAUCUGAGGAAGAUACCAAGUGACAUUGAGAAAUUGGCAAAAUUGAAAUCUUUGAAGUUUUCCUCUGGCGACUUCAGAGUGGUACCAGCUGCCUUCAAUGCUCUUACUUGUCUUGAGUCUCUCAGUUUUAGUCAAUGUGGGUACCUUCGGCAUAUCUCAAUUCUUCCCUCAAGUUUAACCUGCCUGAGGGCUACAUUCUGCUGGGCACUAACCGAGAUUCCAGGUAUCAACGGAUUGGAAUCAUUGGAAAUAUUGGAUGUUUCUUGCAACAAUUUGAAAAGAUUGCCAGACCUAUCUCAAUUUAAAAAAUUUAAGUAUUCAUGUGUCCAAUACUGCCACAGGAUAACAGAGAUUCCAGGAGUGGACAAAUUGGAAUCCUUGGAAGAAUUAGAUAUUAGUAGGUGCGAACGGUUGGAAACAUUACCAGAUUUGUCAAAUUUGAAGAAAUUGAAGAAUUUAAACGCUUAUUACUGCUGUAGGCUAUCAGAAAUUCCAGGUCUUAAUUGA
Molecule: messenger RNA, 1257 nt
Organism: Macadamia integrifolia
Lineage: Eukaryota; Viridiplantae; Streptophyta; Magnoliopsida; Proteales; Proteaceae
Product: TMV resistance protein N-like
Exons: 2
Coding region: 1-1257 (418 amino acids)
Biological process (GO): defense response
Molecular function (GO): protein binding
Source: RefSeq, a predicted model, not a curated record